AUGAAUUAAAAACAAGAAAAGCUGCGAAGAGCAACACCAGAAUGGCACUACAAAUCCUGAGGCGUCUGACCACCACGCUGCCAGUGGCGACAAUCACGGCCAGUGCCAGGGCCGUCACCUGCCGCCAGCAACAAUCGCUUCACACAACGCCGGCGUGCUGUGAGAUACGGAAACUGGCCCGCCUCCGUGUGGUGGAUAACAGUGAUCUCGGCAAGCGAGCCAUGGCCGAGGGCCGGCCGCCGCGCUGCAUCCAUGUGUACAAUAAGCGCGGCGUCGGUUACAUUGGGGACAAAGUGCUGGUGGCCAUCAAGGGCCAGAUGAAGAAGGGCAUCCUCGUCGGCCUGAAGCAGAACCAGAAGCCCAAGCAGCCCAAAUUCGAUAGCAAUAACCUGGUUUUGAUCGACGACAAUGGUUCGCCGCUGGGCACACGCAUCCAUGUCCCGAUACCCACCGUCCUGCGGACGAUACUCAAGGAGAAGACGCUGGCCAAGGGUGCCGACUACACCAAGGUUCUAGCCAUCGCCAGUCGCUAUGUUUAGUCAUUAUUGUUGUACUUCCUUCCCUCCCCCCUGACUGUGUAAAGAAUAAACAGCUUUGUUAUAUUGAAA
Molecule: messenger RNA, 608 nt
Organism: Drosophila persimilis
Lineage: Eukaryota; Metazoa; Arthropoda; Insecta; Diptera; Drosophilidae
Gene: mRpL14
Product: 39S ribosomal protein L14, mitochondrial
Exons: 1
Coding region: 42-539 (165 amino acids)
Biological process (GO): translation
Cellular component (GO): ribosome; mitochondrion
Molecular function (GO): structural constituent of ribosome
Source: RefSeq, a predicted model, not a curated record